Molecule: messenger RNA, 4375 nt
Organism: Marmota monax (woodchuck)
Lineage: Eukaryota; Metazoa; Chordata; Mammalia; Rodentia; Sciuridae
Gene: Rock2
Product: Rho associated coiled-coil containing protein kinase 2
Exons: 33
Coding region: 23-4273 (1416 amino acids)
Biological process (GO): actomyosin structure organization; smooth muscle contraction; cortical actin cytoskeleton organization
Cellular component (GO): centrosome; cytoskeleton; cytoplasm
Molecular function (GO): ATP binding; small GTPase binding; Rho-dependent protein serine/threonine kinase activity
Source: RefSeq, a predicted model, not a curated record
CUGCGGGCCGGGCGGCGGCGGCAUGAGCCGGCCCCCGCCGACGGGGAAAAUGCCCGGCGCCCCCGAGGCCGUGCCGGGGGACGGGGCCGGCGCGGGCCGCCAGAGGAAGCUGGAGGCGCUGAUCCGAGACCCUCGCUCCCCUAUCAACGUGGAGAGCUUGCUGGAUGGCUUAAAUUCCUUGGUCCUUGAUUUGGAUUUUCCUGCUUUGAGGAAAAAUAAGAAUAUAGAUAAUUUCUUAAAUAGAUAUGAGAAAAUUGUGAAAAAAAUCAGAGGUCUACAGAUGAAAGCAGAAGAUUAUGAUGUUGUAAAAGUUAUUGGAAGAGGAGCAUUUGGGGAAGUCCAGUUGGUUCGUCAUAAGGCAUCACAGAAGGUUUAUGCUAUGAAGCUUCUUAGUAAGUUUGAAAUGAUAAAAAGAUCAGAUUCUGCUUUCUUCUGGGAAGAAAGAGAUAUUAUGGCCUUUGCCAAUAGUCCCUGGGUGGUUCAGCUCUUUUGUGCCUUUCAAGAUGAUAGAUAUCUGUACAUGGUAAUGGAAUACAUGCCUGGUGGAGACCUUGUAAACCUUAUGAGUAAUUAUGAUGUGCCUGAAAAGUGGGCCAAAUUUUACACUGCUGAAGUUGUUCUUGCUCUGGACGCAAUACACUCCAUGGGUUUAAUACACAGAGAUGUGAAGCCUGACAACAUGCUUUUGGAUAAACAUGGACAUCUAAAAUUAGCAGAUUUUGGCACAUGUAUGAAGAUGGAUGAAACAGGCAUGGUACAUUGUGAUACAGCAGUUGGAACACCUGAUUAUAUAUCACCCGAGGUUCUGAAAUCACAAGGGGGUGAUGGUUAUUAUGGGCGAGAAUGUGAUUGGUGGUCUGUUGGUGUUUUCCUUUUUGAGAUGCUAGUAGGGGACACUCCAUUUUAUGCAGAUUCACUUGUAGGAACUUAUAGCAAAAUUAUGGAUCAUAAAAAUUCACUAUGUUUCCCUGAAGAUGCAGAAAUUUCUAAACAUGCGAAGAGUCUCAUCUGUGCCUUCUUGACAGAUAGGGAGGUACGACUUGGGAGAAAUGGGGUAGAAGAAAUCAAACAGCAUCCUUUCUUUAAGAAUGAUCAAUGGAAUUGGGAUAACAUAAGAGAGACGGCAGCUCCUGUAGUACCUGAACUCAGCAGUGACAUAGACAGCAGCAAUUUUGAUGACAUCGAAGAUGAUAAAGGAGAUGUAGAAACCUUCCCAAUUCCUAAAGCUUUUGUGGGAAAUCAGCUGCCUUUCAUAGGAUUUACCUACUAUAGGGAAAAUCUGUUAUUAAAUGACUCUCCAUCUUGUAGAGAAAAUGAUUUGGUGCAAUCAAGGAAAAAUGAAGAAAGCCAAGAGAUUCAGAAAAAAAUAUAUACGUUAGAAGAACACCUCAACACUGAGAUACAAGCCAAAGAAGAGUUAGAACAGAAGUGCAAAUCUAUUAAUACUCGUCUAGAGAAAACAGCAAAGGAACUAGAAGAAGAGAUUACCUUAAGGAAAAAUGUGGAAUCAGCAUUAAGACAAUUAGAAAGAGAAAAGGCACUUCUUCAGCACAAAAAUGCAGAAUAUCAGCGGAAAGCUGAUCAUGAAGCAGACAAAAAACGAAAUUUGGAAAAUGAUGUUAACAGCUUAAAAGAUCAACUUGAAGAUUUGAAAAAAAGAAAUCAGAACUCUCAAAUAUCUACCGAGAAAGUGAAUCAACUUCAGAGACAGCUGGAUGAAACCAAUGCUUUGCUUCGAACAGAAUCUGAUACUGCAGCUCGAUUAAGAAAAACCCAGGCAGAAAGUUCAAAACAGAUUCAGCAGCUAGAGUCCAACAAUAGAGAUCUACAAGAUAAAAACUGCCUGCUGGAAACUGCUAAGUUAAAACUUGAAAAAGAAUUUAUCAAUCUUCAGUCAGCUCUAGAAUCUGAAAGAAGGGACCGAACCCAUGGAUCUGAGAUAAUUAAUGAUUUACAAGGUAGAAUAUCUGGUCUAGAAGAAGAUUUAAAGAGUGGCAAAAUCUUACUAGCAAAAAUAGAGCUGGAAAAGAGACAACUGCAGGAGAAAUUUACUGAUUUGGAGAAGGAAAAGAGCAACAUGGAAAUAGAUAUGACAUACCAACUAAAAGUUAUGCAACAGAGCUUGGAACAAGAAGAGGCUGAACAUAAGACUACAAAAGCACGGCUAGCAGAUAAAAAUAAAAUCUAUGAAUCCAUCGAAGAAGCUAAAUCAGAAGCCAUGAAAGAAAUGGAGAAGAAGCUUUUGGAAGAAAGGACUUUAAAACAGAAAGUAGAGAACCUAUUGCUGGAGGCUGAGAAAAGAUGCUCUUUAUUGGAUUGUGACCUCAAACAAUCACAGCAGAAACUAAAUGAGCUCCUUAAACAGAAAGAUGUGCUAAAUGAGGAUGUUAGAAACUUGACAUUAAAAAUAGAGCAGGAAACUCAGAAGCGCUGUCUUACACAAAAUGACCUGAAGAUGCAAACACAGCAAGUUAACACACUAAAAAUGUCAGAAAAGCAGUUAAAACAAGAGAAUAAUCAUCUCCUGGAAAUGAAAAUGAGCUUGGAAAAACAAAAUGCGGAACUUCGAAAAGAACGUCAGGAUGCCGAUGGGCAGAUGAAAGAGCUCCAAGAUCAACUUGAAGCUGAACAGUAUUUCUCAACCCUGUAUAAAACACAAGUUAGGGAACUUAAAGAAGAAUGUGAAGAAAAGACCAAACUUUGUAAAGAAUUACAGCAGAAGAAACAGGAAUUACAGGAUGAAAGGGACUCCUUGGCUGCCCAGCUGGAGAUCACCUUGACCAAAGCAGAUUCUGAGCAGCUGGCUCGUUCAAUUGCUGAAGAACAGUAUUCAGAUUUGGAGAAAGAGAAAAUCAUGAAAGAACUGGAGAUCAAAGAGAUGAUGGCUAGACACAAACAGGAGCUUACUGAAAAAGAUGCUACAAUUGCAUCUCUUGAAGAAACUAAUAGGACACUUACUAGUGAUGUUGCCAAUCUUGCGAAUGAAAAAGAAGAAUUAAAUAACAAACUGAAAGAUGCUCAAGAGCAACUAUCAAGGUUGAAAGAUGAAGAGAUAAGUGCAGCAGCCAUCAAGGCACAGUUUGAGAAACAGCUAUUAACAGAGAGAACACUCAAGACUCAAGCUGUGAAUAAAUUGGCUGAGAUCAUGAAUCGAAAAGAACCCGUCAAGCGUGGGAAUGACACAGAUGUGCGAAGAAAAGAGAAGGAGAAUAGAAAGCUACAUAUGGAACUUAAAUCUGAACGGGAAAAGUUGACCCAACAGAUGAUCAAGUAUCAGAAAGAACUAAAUGAAAUGCAGGCUCAAAUAGCUGAAGAGAGCCAAAUUCGAAUUGAACUGCAGAUGACACUGGACAGUAAAGACAGUGACAUUGAGCAGCUACGAUCACAGCUGCAGGCCUUGCAUAUUGGUCUGGAUAGUUCCAGUAUAGGCAGUGGACCAGGGGAGGCUGAGGCAGAUGAUGGAUUUCCAGAAUCGAGGUUAGAAGGAUGGCUCUCCUUGCCUGUUCGAAACAACACUAAGAAAUUUGGAUGGGUUAAAAAGUAUGUGAUUGUAAGCAGUAAGAAGAUUCUUUUCUAUGACAGCGAACAAGAUAAAGAACAAUCUAAUCCUUACAUGGUUUUAGAUAUAGACAAGUUAUUUCAUGUCCGACCAGUUACACAGACAGAUGUAUACAGAGCAGAUGCUAAAGAAAUUCCAAGGAUAUUCCAGAUUCUGUAUGCCAAUGAAGGAGAAAGUAAAAAGGAACAAGAAUUUCCAGUGGAGCCAGUGGGAGAAAAAUCUAAUUAUAUUUGUCACAAAGGGCAUGAAUUUAUUCCUACUCUAUAUCAUUUCCCAACCAACUGUGAGGCUUGUAUGAAGCCACUGUGGCACAUGUUUAAGCCCCCUCCUGCUUUAGAGUGUCGCCGUUGCCAUAUUAAAUGUCAUAAAGAUCACAUGGACAAAAAGGAGGAAAUUAUAGCACCUUGCAAAGUGUAUUAUGAUAUAUCAACGGCAAAGAAUCUAUUGUUAUUAGCAAAUUCUACAGAAGAGCAGCAGAAGUGGGUUAGUCGGUUGGUGAAAAAGAUACCUAAAAAGCCCCCUGCUCCAGACCCUUUUGCACGGUCAUCUCCUAGAACUUCAAUGAAGAUCCAACAAAACCAGUCUAUCAGACGGCCAAGUCGACAGCUUGCCCCAAACAAACCAAGAUUGCUUGAUUUGGCAUUUAAAGACUGGGAUUGGUCAUUUGAUGAUGUUGAUGAUGGUGAUGAUGAUGACGAUGUUUUUGAUUUCUGAAGAAAUAAAUGGGGUAAAUCAAAAAAAUGGAAAAAAAAGUUAUUUUAGCACUUCCGUGAAGAGCAUGUGGUUUGCAGUUGGGCUUUCAUUAUUUUUCCGCUA